Messenger RNA from Vavraia culicis subsp. floridensis, 327 nucleotides. RefSeq lists its product as uncharacterized. Bases 1 to 327 code for a protein of 108 amino acids. The record is from RefSeq and is a predicted model, not a curated record. Lineage: Eukaryota; Fungi; Microsporidia; Pleistophoridae. The transcript has a single exon.
AUGUCAGCUGAUGUCCAUAUGUGGAUGGACGGAUCUAAAAAAUUUUUGGCUAAAAAACUUUUUUCGGCGAUAUACCGUUUUAAUACUCUUUCAAAAAUGUACGUCUGCUGUCUUAUAGUAUGCAAUCACCCACAUCAACCAUUAGUUAAACACGUUUCUUCAGCCCUCACCGAUGUUGAAAUGUGCUUGAAUGAAUAUUUCAACGUAACUACAGCAUUACAUGCUCAUUAUAUGCUGUUUCACUAUCAGGAGUUGAAAUUGCUUUUUUUUUAUAUUUCCAAAAAUAUUUUUACUGGAAAUGCGGAGUGUGAUCAGGACAUGAAAUAA